GUAUAUAUAGUUAGCAAUCUAGUUUAUUAUAUAAUACUGUGAGAUGAGAUGAGUUCUUCCAAAUUUGAUAAGGAUUAGAUAAGAAGUUGGAAUCGAGCAUGUUUUCUGCCACAAUGGUACCACAGAUUAUCUGAAAAACUUUUCAUAUAAUCUGUGAUAGACGAUAGUACAAAGUACACGCUAUAUACCCACAAUGAGAAAUGUGUUAUGUGAAUGUGUUUUUAUUUUUAUUAUUGUGUGUUACACCCUUCGUUCUUACUCCUCAGUUCGUUCAAAUAAAUGUUAAGGUGUAAUAAUAAUAACCUCAUAGGCCGUGAAUAAAUCUACAUUCGUGACUCGUGAAUAAUGAAUUGUGAAAUGUUAAUACCUAUGUGAUAAACUCAUUGGUUGUAAAUUACAAUACAUGUUAAUUGAUAACACAUUAUUAAUUAAGAAUUAACAUAGAACGCGAACUUUGAUACAAAAAAAUGUUAUCCAAAUGAAUAAUGUAAUACUAAUUGUAUACAUUAUAUUAGAUGUUUAUUAUAAAAAGCUAUUAAGCUUUGUACAGAUAACUAUUUCUUAAUAGACCGAUAAUAAUUAAUUUCACCAACUAGCAUACUAAUAAUUUCUGUCUAUUAAUUUUGAAAAAAUGAAUCAUACCAACAAACAAUCAAAACCAUGGCAACAAAGAAAUGCCAAAAAGAGGUCUAUAUCGCCUGGUGGAAGAGUUCAUAAUAAAAAAAAAAAGUUAAUUUCUGACAAUGUUGACCUUACUACCAAAGUCAGUUCAGAAUUAAAAAUUGCUUUAAAUAGUUUUAAACUAAGUCACAUAAAUAUUGAAGACAUACAACCUUAUGGAUCUAGAAUAUCUGGACUUAAUGUAGAUGAUAGUGAUAUUGAUAUUCACAUAACUUGUAGCUCAAAGCGUCCAAUUAGAGAAAUGAUUCAGUCAAUUACAAAUGUUUUGCGUCAUCAAAAUACCUUUAUUAAAAUUAUUCCAUUAUACUUUACAAAAGUACCACUUAUUAAGUGUAUUCAUAGAAGUACUGGAGUUGACUGUGACUUAUCAUUUAACAAUAUCUAUGCUGUACAAAAUACAUAUUUGCUUAAACAAUACAUUACAUUAAACCAUUCUGUCAAGCCAGUUUUAAUUGGAUUAAAAUUAUGGGCUAAAAAGCAUGAUCUUAUCAAUACAUAUGGUUUUUCUAGCUAUUCAUUUUAUUGGCUAGGAUUAUUUUUUUUUCAAGUUAAGGGCAUGUUACCGACAGUCUAUGAUUUACAAAAAAAUAUACCAGAACUUAAAAUUGGCCAGUGGAAUUGUGCGUUUUCAAAAGAUACACAUCAAUUUAUUGAAAAUGAGAAAAUGGCGACCUCUACUCUAUUAGAUCAGAUUUACAAUUAUUAUUCAAACUUUGAAUACGAAAAUUUUGUUAUUUGCCCAUAUUUAGGAUGCUUAUUACCUAAAAGUAGUUUUGAAAAUGUUGAAGCUUUACCUGAAGAAUUAACAAAAUACAAACAGUUUCAUAAAGAAAACACAAAUCAACAAAAACUGCAGUUUUUGGGCAAGUCUAAGUUUAAUAUGUAUGUUCAAGAUCCAUUUCAACAUAAUUAUAAUAUUACAGCAAGAGUGACUCCCAAAAUAUUUUUAAAAUUUAUUGAUGUUUGUAAAAAGUCAAAACUGAUAGCUGAUGAUGAUGCUUGUACAAAAUCACAGAAUACUAAAGAUGAUGUACAAAAUGAUGAUGACACUUGUAAAAAAUUAAAACUCGGUGUUCAAGAAGAUGUCAUGAUGUUAAUGUAUAAAGAUGAAUAUCCAAUGUAUUUUACAUAAGUUGUAAAACAUGAAAAUAUUGCUCACAAUGAAUAAUUAAUAUAUUAUGUAUAUGUGAUCGUUAUAUAUUGGUUGUUCAUGGCAUUUUU
Molecule: messenger RNA, 1902 nt
Organism: Adelges cooleyi (spruce gall adelgid)
Lineage: Eukaryota; Metazoa; Arthropoda; Insecta; Hemiptera; Adelgidae
Product: terminal uridylyltransferase Tailor-like
Exons: 5
Coding region: 632-1813 (393 amino acids)
Molecular function (GO): RNA uridylyltransferase activity
Source: RefSeq, a predicted model, not a curated record